AUGUCGAAUAUUGAUGAAGAUGAAGCUCUUUUUGAAGAUCUUUAUGGUGAUGAUGAACAAACAACUUCAAACACAGAAGUAAAACCAACAGAAGAAAAAUCAGCUGAACCAACUCCAGUAGAAGAAACCCAGGAACCAGCAAAAGAGACCGAGGAAUCUGCUUCCCCUGAAGUAUCCGCUGCCCCUGAGGAAACCAAUCAACCUCAGCAAGAUGCUCAACAACCCCAAGAACCACAACCAGAACAACAGCAACAACAAACUCCACAAGCCACACCAGAUACCGUGCCUCAACCCCCACAACAAGCUACCAAUGCACCAGGUCAACAACAAUUCGAUCCUAGUCAAUUUCAAGGCUAUCAACAAUUUCCAGGUAUGCCACCAUUGCCCUCAGUUCCAGGAAUGCCACCUCAAGGUUUCCCAGGAAUGCAAGGAGGAGCAAUGCCUCCAGUUCCUCCUGCACCUCAGGUUCAACAUGAACCUUCUCAAGUAGGUAAAGAUAGCGGAAAGAUGUUCAUUGGUGGUCUUAACUGGGAUACUACUGAAGAAGGAUUAGUUGAAUACUUUUCGAAAUUCGGUGAAGUUAGUGAUUAUACGAUUAUGAAAGAUACUGCUACUGGUAGAUCAAGAGGUUUCGGUUUCUUAACUUUUAAAGAUCCUAAAUCAGUCGAUGAAGUUAUCAAAACUGAUCAUAUCUUGGAUGGUAAAUUAAUCGAUCCAAAAAGAGCUAUUGCUAGAGAAGAACAAGAUAGAAUUGGAAAAAUCUUUGUAGGUGGUAUUGACCCAAUGGUCAACGAAAAAGAAUUCUAUGAUUUCUUUGCUCAAUACGGUAGUAUCAUCGAUGCACAAUUGAUGAUAGAUAAGGAUACCGGUAGAUCAAGAGGUUUCGGAUUCAUCACAUAUGAUUCACCCGAUGCUGUUGAUAGAGUUACUGUUAAUAAGUACUUAUCUUUAAAAGGAAAAGCCAUGGAAGUAAAGCGCGCAGAACCAAGAGGUCAACAUCAACAGAAUGUAUUGAUGCAACAACAACAGCAGCAGCAGCAAAAUUACUAUAACCAAUAUGGUGGUGCAUCGUAUGGACAAAUGUAUCCUCAAGCCACUGCGGCAGCAUCAACUGGAAACAUGUAUGGUCAACAAGUCAACCCAGCUAUGAACCAAGAAUAUAUGAGAUAUUAUCAAUGGUUUAUGUAUCAACAAGCCCAACAAGCCCAGCAAGCAGCAGCAGCUACCGCAGCUGGACAAUCACCAACUAUGGCUGAAAGUCAACCCGCUCAACAACCUUUGAAUCCUCAACAACAAGCUAAUGACCCUGAGCCAGAAGCUCAACAAGACUACAAUAAUGAAGAAAGAUCAAAUCAUAAUGAUGAUUAUGACAACCCACAUCGUGAUCAAAGAAGAAUGAACGUGCCAAAGGGUCCAAGAAGGUCAUAUGGACAAUCCGGUCCAAGAGGUAGAGGUGGUUAUCAUAGAAGAGGAAGAGGCUAUCAUCCAUAUAGCAGAGGUGGUAGAAGAUAA
Molecule: messenger RNA, 1512 nt
Organism: Hemisphaericaspora subhashii
Lineage: Eukaryota; Fungi; Ascomycota; Pichiomycetes; Serinales; Debaryomycetaceae
Exons: 1
Coding region: 1-1512 (503 amino acids)
Molecular function (GO): RNA binding
Source: RefSeq, a predicted model, not a curated record